AUGGCGUCGUUUUCCAUCACCAACGCCAACUACGACGAUCAGCAGGACUCUAGUCUGGACGCAGAGAAAGCUGCCACUAGCUCAAAGGACGCCUUCCAGAGCAUCUGGUACGAAGCCCUCCGUAGGUGUGAGCAAAGCGCAAGCGGGGUCCCGUCCAAUUCAAGUUGGCAAUCCCUGCUUCGACGCAUGGAACUCUGCAAUGAUUCCGAAGCUGUCUGUCUCGUUCUUGACGAAACGAUGGAGUCUUUUGAACGCUUUGGAGGCAAUAAUACCGCCUGGGACAAGUUGAGAAACAAGUACUUGAAGCCAACCAUCGAGGUGCUUCUACUCUUCAGUGACGUUGUGGCAGAGACAGCCACGUCGUUUCCACAAGUACCCGGCGGAAAGGCGGUGUUCGCAGCCUUCACCGUUCUGUUGCAGGCGACUAAAGGAGUAAGCGCAUACUGUGAGGCGCUCAUCGUUCUUUUCGAGGAGCUGAAUGGCUUCAUGGCAAGCCUUCGCCAUCGGCUACAAGUCCCCGCAUCCCUCGGCCCCGCCUCUAGGACAAUUGCUAUCACUAUCCUUGCGCAUCUGCUCAACGUUGUGAACCGAGCAACAAAGCUUAUUGUCGACCUAACAUGUGACCUAGCAUUAUACGGGAAAGCACUCCUUAAGGAUCAGGGGAUACAAGGAGAGCUGCAACGCCUUCGUGCAUUGACCAACUUGGAAGUACGAGCCAUCGUCAGCGAGCUUCGCGUCGAGACAUCACAUAUCCGCGAAGUCGGGACGAAGAAUACGGAGAUCACCAAUAGGCUGUUAUCCGAGUUUCAGCAACUGAAUCGACAUCAUACACAAGACGCUGCUGCUGGUGGUAUCAUGAGGCGCGGAAUAGGUACACUGAUUCGUGGGCAGAGGGACAUCAUGGCGCUCUUGCGUUCCGAGCGAGAACAGCGCGAACGGUUCGACACUUCCGACUCCUUCGAGAAACUAUCGCCCGUCAGGCGUGCCGAUAUCGAUGCUCAGAGCGCUGAGGGAUGUAUGAGGGGCACCCGUGUCGCGAUCUUGAAAGGAUUGAAGGCCUGGGCACACGACCAAGCUGCACCGCGAAUAUACUGGCUGAAUGGCAUGGCGGGGACCGGAAAGUCAGCCAUCGCGCGCUCGUUCGGUCAAUGCCUGAAGCGGGAGCAACGCUUAGGCGGCAGCUUCUUCUGUUCACGCGGUGGCUCAGUAGAAGAAGGUGACGCUCAGCGGAUCAUCCCCACACUCGCCGCUUCAAUGGCCUCCCGUCAUCCAGGUUUCAGUAAGGCAUUGCUGGCCAAACUUCACGACGAACCUUUCUCCAGUCACUGGAACCUCUCACUGCAACUCGAAUGGCUGCUGGCACAUCCCUUGUCAACUUUUGGAAAGGACUCCCGUAUGCUUGUUCUGGUCAUCGACGCGCUCGAUGAGUGUUCAGACGAGGAUGCCACGGGUUAUCUACUCUCACGUUUGGUCAGAUUAUCCGCUAUGAUGCCUGUGAAGUUCUUUGUCACCUCGCGACCGGAGCCGCACAUACGGCGGCAGCUCGAACAUUUAGACCCUGCUUUGGGCCACGUUCUACGUCUGCACGACAUCGAGCAAGACAUUGUCGCAGCGGAUAUCUCGCUGUAUCUUUCCCACGGUCUUCGCUCUAUGCGGGAACCAUUUUUCCCACUCAAAUGGCCGCGCAAAGCAGACAUAGAUGCCCUGACCCGGCUGUCGGGGAAAUUGUUCAUCUACGCAUUUACAGCCUUGCAAUAUCUACGCAGGGAUCCUUUGCUACGUCUCCCGAAGCUUACAGGCACGAUCGUUACCGCCGGUCGAACCAUGUACCAACCUCUUGAUGACAUCUAUACUCUGAUCCUGGAAGAGGCUCUAGACCCAACUGAAUAUGAACAAGAAGAGAUCGAUCUAUCGUGUCAGAUCAUUGCAACCGUGGUGACAUACCGCGAGCCCAUGACCAUGGAUGGGCUUGGAUCUCUGCUCAAGAUUCCGCCCUCUCACUUGAGAGCGUCCUUGAACCGCCUGUAUGCCGUGAUUUAUGUGCCCGUCCGCGACGACGCCGGUGUACUGUCCACAUUCCACGCGUCUUUCAGUGACUUCUUGAACACCGCCGAGCGCGCACCGGAAAGGAUGCGGCAACCCGUUUCGAAGAGUCAUCUGGUUCUGGCCAACGCAUGCAUCGAGACGCUGCAGUCCAACCUCCACUUCAACAUGUCGGGGGCUUUUUCGUCGCACCACCCCAAUACGAAGCAGGGGCUUACGAGUAUCCAUGACGCACUACACUAUGCAUGUCUGUAUUGGGCGCAUCACAUAACGGCGGUGAUGAAGAGCGAGCUCCGUCAUCCCGACCGGACUAUUGCACUUCAUCGUAUCCUAGAGGGCCAUGAAUUCUUAUUCUGGCUGGAAGCAUUGAGCGCAAUGGGACUGGUAGACAGGGCGACGGACAUACUUCAAACUGCCCGAUCCCUUUCGCUAUCUCCUGAUGACGACUGGCUUCGAUUGCUGGACGAGUUGAUCGGCUUCACUGAGCGGUUCUCCCCAGCAAUCGCACAGAGUGCUCCUCAUAUUUACUUAUCAGCAUCCCCAUUUUACGGCCAUGGGACUGAUAGCGUACGACGCCAUGCAUCCGAGACUUUCCUCGACCUACCGUGGCUGAGCAAUGAUGCGUGCUAUAGCCUCCUGCCACUUCGCGCCGUGUUCUCGCGCGGCAACGCAUAUAGGGUAGUGAUAACAGAGGGUGGAUUUUACGCCUACGAAACGUAUGAUCGGGAGGCGCCGUAUUGGAACCUUUCAAAUUCAUCCUUCACAGGAUUUGUUUCACCGUCUUGCAGAUACGUCGCGGCUCCGACAGGGGGCACCUAUGUCGCAUACAUUCUUGAGGAUUCCAUACGAUGUUAUGAUAUCUCGGGGGGUGAAUCACUUCCUGGGAAGGAUUAUAAUAUCACUCCUAGAGGCGUCUCUCCUGCAGAGGUCGACUGCAUGGCGUUCUGCGAACAGAAUGGCGUGCUUGCUCUUGCGCUGCAUGAUGAACAACUCUGGAUGUGGGACACGCAAGAACGUCGGCUCAGGUGGAAACAUAAACAUGGCUCAUACAGCAGAGUUCUGUCUAGCUUGCAUGUACACAGCAUGACUUUUUCGGAGGACGGACGGCUCCUUGCGACUGGACACCCGAUGGGUACAGUGUUUGUAUGGAACGUUGACGCUAGUGUCGCGGCAUUCUCGUCUAUUCGAGCGCACACCGUUGGCCUAGGCCUAGUGAACUGCAUCGCCUUCCGUCUAGAACAAGGUAUCUUUGGAACGAGUGACGGUACAGUCUGCCUCUGGGACGUUAGCUCAAGCACUAUUGUCAUGCAAUCGCAUGGACACGAAGGGCCCGUAACCUCCAUUGUCUUCUCGGAUGAUGGUACACGGGCCGUGUCUGGCUCUGCAGACCGCACAAUGCGUGUUUGGGACGCGAUCGCGAGACAACCUUUGCGCCGAAUUGAAGUCCUUCAACCCGUCCGAGCCAUCGCCAGCGCGUCCCCCAAGUGUCCGAACCAGGUUCUUUGCACCACCGACUACGGAGCGGUCCAACUGUGGGAUCUGGAGCUUGACUCUCAUCCUCCACAUUGUAGCUCAGAAGGGUGGGACAAAAUUCGUCUCGACGACGACGGAUGGAUUCGCGGCUCUCGAGGAGAAUUGUUACUUUGGAUCAGCGAGGAACAUCGCAAGACGUUAACACACCCACAGUGCCGAUCUGUGAUCUAUGGGGGGCGGUUGGAGAUAGACUGGGACAAGCUUCCGCAUGGAACUAGCUGGCCAUGUUGUUUUGAAGGGAAACGCCUGUUGUAG
This is a messenger RNA of Peniophora sp. CBMAI 1063, 3831 nucleotides long. The record is from the annotation of a GenBank genome assembly. Lineage: Eukaryota; Fungi; Basidiomycota; Agaricomycetes; Russulales; Peniophoraceae.